Effrenium voratum is the source of this 2589-nucleotide messenger RNA. Lineage: Eukaryota; Dinophyceae; Suessiales; Symbiodiniaceae. The record is from the annotation of a GenBank genome assembly.
CCUGCAGCUGCUUCAUCCCAAUGCUAUGCCGCCCUUGUUAGAGCCCCGCUUUGAUGGGAUCAGCGCAAUGCAAAUGCAACAGCGACUGCAAGUCACGAAUAGAGGAGCGACUAGAUGAGGACAUCGAGGAUAGUAUCCUGUCAGUGGUUUCCUCCCGGACACUAGGGUCGGCCGAAGUUUUAGAAUGCUUGCACAAGGUGCAGCUCUUUACGCGGCUGCCAGAAGACCUGCUGCCAACCUUGGCGCCCCUCUGCGACGUGCGGGACUACUUGCCAGGCGACGUCGUGAUCGAGCAGGGUGACGAUGGUCACGAGCUCUUUGUGAUUAGGAAGGGCAUCACCUCGGUCCAGGUGAAUGGGCACGAGGUGGCACAGCUCAAGGACGGAGAUUACUUUGGAGAGAAUUCGCUGCUCCGAGACGAGCCCCGGACUGCGACCAUUGUGGCGAAGGCGCCGUUGUCAACGAUUAUUGUCCAAAGGGAGAAGUUUGACGAGCUGGGCUUGCGGGAGAAGCUGGUAUUCAAAACUCGGAAGGCAAUCGGCGGUGGUUUCUUAGAAACCUCGGCAGCCAAGCCACCCUGCUUGAAGUCGAACGAUGACCGCGCAGUCAUGGAAAUGGCACUCAAGAACAACUCCAACUUGCAGGGCCUGGUGGCCCUGGACGAUAAAAGCAUUCAUCGAUUGAUCGACUGUGCUUGGAAGGAGGAAGUCAAAGCUGGCCUCGACGUGAUCACCGAAGGUGACCUCAACGCCAGCUUCUUCUACAUCGUAAAGUCAGGGAAAUUUGAGGUGCUGCAGCGGGUGGACGAGAAAGCUGCCCAGCGCGUUGGGCAGCUGAAGGCUGGCAGCAGCUUCGGAGAGCUCGCUCUCAUUUUCACAGCCCCGCGGGCUGCUACUGUCAAGGCACUGGUUGACGCUGAGCUGUGGGUGAUGGACAGGUCAGAUUUCAAACAGAUUCUGGCAGAUCGCAGCGACAAGUGCCAGGAAUAUGUCGCCUACCUGGACAAGGUCGAUCUGUUGAAAGCGCACCUGAAGACAGCAGAGAAGGAGGCCCUGGCCAAGUCGCUGACAGAGAUGACCUUUUCCGAGGGCGAGUCCAUCUUCGAACAGGGUGAGAAGGGAGAGUCCUUUUACAUACUCAUAGAGGGCCAGGUCUCUGUCAUCAAGGAUGGCGUGGAGCAGAUCAAGCUGACCGCAACGGGGCAGGAAGCGCGCCACUUUGGCGAGAGGGCGCUGAUGACGAACGAGCCCCGGGCUGCCACCAUCAAGGUGACAUCUAGCACAGCUAAGACGCUGCGGCUAGACAGAGUGUCUUUCGAGAUGCUUUUGGGAUCCUUGGAGGAGCUCAAGAAGAUGGGCAAUGACCGGCCAGCUGUGGUGAUGAACCCCCAGGCCAAGAUGUUCCGAAACGCAUCCUUACUGCGGAGCGCCUCGCACAUUGGCACUGCUGGAGGUGAUCGCGAAGCGCAGGACAUCGGGCCAAUAGAGAGGAAGCACUUGAAGCCUGUCGGUAUGCUCGGCUGUGGCGGCUUUGGGUGUGUGGAGUUAGUGGAGCAUGAGCUCACGGGAGAAACCUACGCACUGAAGGCAAUGAGCAAGGGCUACAUUGUGAAGUGCGGCAUGAAGCAGAGCGUGCUGACAGAGAAAGCGGUGCAGAUGAUGUGUGAUUCCCUAUUCAUUGUGCGGCUCUUUGAGACGUACAAGAAUGAUGUCACUCUGUACUUCCUCCUGGAGGCUGCGCUUGGGGGUGAGCUCUAUGCAACGUACAACAAGAAAGGUUUCUUCGGCAAGGAGAAUUUCGUGCGCUUCUACGCCGCUGGGGUGGUCAUGGCUUUUGACCACUUGCAUGGAAAGAAGAUCUUGUACCGUGACCUGAAGCCGGAGAACCUGUUGCUCAAUGAAAAGGGUAACAUCAAGCUGGCGGACAUGGGCCUGGCCAAGAUUUGCAUUGGCAAAACCUACACGGCCUGCGGAACUCCGGACUACUUUGCGCCGGAGCUGAUUGCCUCCACAGGCCACACCAUUGCCGUGGACUGGUGGACGCUGGGAAUUUUUAUCUUUGAGCUUAUGAGUGGCCACCCGCCCUUUGAGUCAUCCUACCCCAUGCAGACAUAUCAGAAGAUCAUGCGAGGCAUCAACAAGGUGGCUUUUCCUCCAAAGUGCAAAGGUCCUGCGGAGGAGCUUAUCAAGCACCUGUGCAGACCGGAGCCGUCUGACAGACUGCCCAUGAAGAAAGGCGGCAGUAGGAACCUGAAGGCGCAUGCCUUCUACAGAACUUUCGACUGGAGUUCAUUUGAAACUCUGAAGAUGUCUCCGCCCUACCGGCCCUUAGUGCAAAGCAAGCGGGACCUGUCCAACUUCGCUCAGUCCAAAGAGCUGCCGCCCAUCCUCCCCUACGAGGACGACGGGAGCAACUGGGACGGCGACUUCCCGACCUGCUCCUGAUUCCAGGCUCUUGGACCGGCUUCAGCCAGGAGCUUGCCGGCUGGGGCCCUGUAUCGUGCCACGUAUCCAGUGGCCUUCACAUUUCUAGUGCCGUUUCACAUCUAUUCUUUUCUUCCCCGCCCCGCGUUUGCUGGGAGAGACCGUC